This is a messenger RNA of Strongylocentrotus purpuratus (purple sea urchin), 3412 nucleotides long. RefSeq names its product protein Hikeshi (gene hikeshi). Gene Ontology annotation, biological process: protein import into nucleus. The transcript has 4 exons. Lineage: Eukaryota; Metazoa; Echinodermata; Echinoidea; Camarodonta; Strongylocentrotidae. The record is from RefSeq and is a predicted model, not a curated record. Gene Ontology annotation, cellular component: cytosol; nucleus. The coding region runs from base 92 to 694 and encodes 200 amino acids. Gene Ontology annotation, molecular function: Hsp70 protein binding; nuclear import signal receptor activity.
CAACUUUUUUUCCAGAUCCAAAAAGUGACUCGCCGACGAGCCAUCAAUUUUCACCAUUUUCAACAUAAAUUUUUGGGAAAAGUCGGUCAUUAUGUUUGCUUGUCUAGUAGCUGGGAGGUUGGUGCAAGGGGAGCCCCAGCAGGUUGACGCGACUCACUUCAUCUUCAACCUCGAUAAUGCUGCUGACAUCAACCACGUGAUCAUCUUCCUCACCGGUGCUACAGCCUUCCCAGAGGGUACCGGAGCGGCGGUCCACUUCGGCCAGCCCAGCCCCAGCAGUCUGACAUGGCAUAACCUGGGAUACAUCUCGAAUGAGAAACCCAGUGUCAUUUUCAAGAUAUCGGGACUGAAAAAUAUCCAAUCAACAUCCAACAACUUCUUCAUGCAUGCACAGCAGAGUAAUUCGCAGCUUCCCUCCACUUCUGCUCAUAUAGGUAUCGCUGUUGAGCCACUGGCAGAGUUGAAGCAACAGACACCAGCAGCAAAUACCCAAGCGUCUAAUGUUGAAUCCUUUGUGCAAUUCACCCAGAAGAUGUUGGAGAACUUUUACAACUAUGCCUCGUCUUUCAGCAUCACCCAAGCUCAGAUGACCCCACAGCCCGGUGUCCAGUACCUCCCGACUGACGUCCUCACCAAGUGGUACGAAAACUUCCAGAGAAAACUCUCGCAAAAUCCAAACUUCUGGAAGAAAUGAGAUAGCAAUGUGCUCCAGGAAUAUUCAUGUACAUGCAGAAAUGGCAGAAUGCUAGCCUGUCAAACUUUCAAACAAAGUAUUCUUUGAUUCUUUGCUUAGAAAGGAAGAAUAGUGUAGCUUUGCUUUCAGGAAGAUGGUGAAGAUGGACGAGCUCCUGAAGAUCCACACUUCUGGGAAAAAUCAGGUAUAAUCGCUUCAUGAGGAUGAUUACAUUGGAGUAGCCAUAUGUAAGCAUCACCUUUCAACCAAAGUAAUGUAAGAUUCUUUGCUUGGGAAGAAAGUAGAGUACAGCUGUGCUUGUAGGAAAGCUGCUAAGAAGGAUGAUAUAUGUCUGGGCUCCAUGAGGAUGAUGGUUGCAUAGAUGUUCAACUUCACAACAUGUAAGCAUAUUCAACUCCAACCAAGGUUAUGUUAAACAUUUUUGCUUGGGAAGAAAGAAGAGCGUAGCUGCGCUUGUAGGAAAGCUGCUAAGAAGGAUGAGACAUGUAUGGGCUUCAUGAGGAUUAUGAUUGUAUAGAUGUUCACAACAUGUAAGCACAUUAAACUUCAACCAAGGUUACCGGUAUGUAAGAUUUUUUGCUUGGGAAGAAAGAAGAGCGUAGCUGGGCGUGUAGGAAACCUGCGAAGAAGGAUGAGAUCCUGUUCUAAGUUCUAAGGGAAAAUAGAUGUGUGUGCUUCAUGAGGAUGAUGGUCGCAUAGAUGUUCACAACAUGGAAGCAUAUUAACCUUCAACCAAAGAGUUGGAAGAUUCUUUGCUUAGAAAGAAAGAUUAGCAUACAUUUGCCUCGAGAGAAGCAGUGAAGCGGUGGUACUAGAGCCUGAGCCAUGAGCUGAACGUUCUACUUUUACACAGAUCAAGCAUUUGCAGCUGGAAAGCUGGAGCGCUUGAUGGUGGAGGAGUAGAGGAAUGAUUGCAUCAUGUUAGGGGAGAAAAUUUAGGCAUUUGUUCUUGUACUUCCAAAGCAGAGUAGAGCAAUAUUCUUUUUCGCAAUGAGAUAAAUGUGUAGUGUUUUCAUUUUCUUCUUCUAAAGUUACUGCAUUAGUGGAUGCUUUCGGUUAAUGAGAUGGUUAUUUGUUAAAGUGGAUAGAUCAGCACUUUUAAUGUUGCCAAUCCGUGACAGCUUGGUUCUCUGAGGGAAUUAUGGAUAUGGAGUUCCUUCUGCUUCUUCUUCUUCCUUCAACCUUUUUUACCUUGAGACUAGCAGCCAUCCUGCUUGUGGUAUUAGUCUAUAUUGGUAUUGUAUCCUGUUAAUACAUGUAGGUAGAUUGGAGAAUGCAAUUUUCUGCAUUUGUAAUAAAAGUUUGAUGUAUAUAUGAUAAUAUAUAUGAGCUAAAAGAUAUAUAUAAGUUAUAGGGCUAAGUGCCAUAACGUCUUUGAUUCAAAUUUCAGAUUGAUAAUCAUAUUUUUCUGUGAAAGUAAAAAUAUAAUGCAGGACAGAAAUCAACAGUUGGAAUAUUAGACAUUUUGUCUAUCUUUUUCCUGGAUAUUAUCCCCAAUGCCAAUACCAAUGCGAACCUAAACAGACCGAUAAUGUGAAGGUACCUUCACGACCCUUCUACGUGCAAGACUUUGUACAUUAUGGUUUAUCCUGUUUCGUGUUAUCAGUCUUUUUAAUUUGUCAAAUAAACACAUUUGAAUUACAUUUAUAUUCUGCAGUUGACAACAACCUGUAUGCCUUAUGAUGUGCAUGUAAGUUGAUGUAACUAAUGUACAUGGACACGUGCAUGAUUACUGCUUUUGUGAUUGUUAUGCCUUUAGAACCGCAGGUAGUGCUGAAAGCAUUUUAUUACAUUUAUAAAGUCAGUCUUAUUUAUGCUAUUAUUUUGUUAUCUCAACAAAUAUCUAAUGACGGAACUUAAUGCAUCACUUUUUGAAAGUUGUAGAAAUUAAGCUAAACAUGUCAGAGAUAAAUGUUCAUAGUCAUCUCUAUUGUACUUCCAGUAUCAAUAGGAAUAUAAUGUUUGUGCAUAAAUAUAUGUGCACAGUUGAACAAGAGCAGUUCAUUUUGAAUCUUUUCACUUUCGACCUUGCCCCUCACUUUGAUCUUCUGCAUAUUCCAUAACUGAAAAAGGGUUAUGACCACAAUAUUACCAAAAAAAUCUCAUUGAGAAUAGCUGAAUACUUUUUAAGAUGUUGCCGAUCUAAAUAUCUCAGCAUUUUUUUUAGACACCCUGUACAGUCCAUGCUGAUAAUUAUAGUGCACAACAUACUUGGACAGCAGAGUUCAAUUAACAAAGUAUAUGCUGUGAGCCUCUUGAGUCAGAAUGUCUCAAGCACACAUCUAUUUUUACAGAGGCCAAAUUUCAAAGUUGAUACCAAAUAUGGAGGAAGAUAUUCAGAUACAUUAAAGGAUGAGAUAUACAUGUAUUUGAUGUUAAAGAUGAGGGGUUCAAAACCAAUUUGAUGUGCUACUGCAAUUUUUUAAGGCAGUAAUCCUUGUUGCCAAGUCCCUUGGGGAGGACCUAAAGUUGUCGGUCUCCUGGUUGCCCACUUACAGCCUUCAACCAGUGUGAAACUCAGUUACAGAAUCUCCCUUUCAAACCAUAAGCUUAGUGUUUUGCUGUCUUUAUUGCCUUAUUGAAGAUAUUUGUCAAGAUGAUAAUUGAUUUUUUGUUGUUGGAAGAUGCAUGUAUUAAUAAAUUGACGGAAAUUAUAAUGUAUUUUGCAUGAAAUUGAAAUGAUGCUUUUAAUAAAUCACAGUACUUUCGUUAUUUAAA